AUGCUUAUUAUGCACCAGCUUACAGAAAGCUGAACUCCUCUGUUUUUGUGGUGCUUCUUCUUCUUCUUCUUCUUUGAUUUUUUUUUUGUUUUUCACUAUUUGCCUUUACUUAUUGGUUGCACUUCAGUUUCAUCUCUGUUUCUCUUUAGUUUCUCAAAGAUUGAAGAGGCUGUUUCUCCAUGAAGAUGCCAGUAGCAUUGCUCUUGCUGCUGGCACUAAGCAAUGUAAUUGGAGUUUAUGGAGAAGAGAGCAAUGGACAGUGUAAUCAUAAACCUAGUUUAUCUCCAAGACCACAUAGUGUUUCAAUUUUAGAGUUUGGUGCAGUUGGAGAUGGGAAAACAUUGAAUACAAUCCCUUUUCAAAAUGCCAUUUUUUAUCUCAAGUCUUUUGCUGAUAAGGGCGGUGCUCAGCUUUAUGUGCCGCCCGGACGGUGGCUUACGGGAAGUUUCAAUCUCACCAGUCAUCUCACACUCUUUCUUGAAAAGGGUGCUGUCAUUCUUGGAUCUCAGAAUCCAUCACACUGGGAUGUUGUAGAUCCCUUACCAUCGUACGGUCGAGGGAUUGAGCUUCCGGGAGUAAGAUAUAGAAGUCUAAUAAACGGCUAUAAGUUGAGCGAUGUAGUGAUAACAGGUGAUAAUGGAACUAUCGACGGGCAGGGUUCUGUUUGGUGGGACUGGUAUGAAUCUCAUUCUUUGAACUACAGCAGGCCUCAUCUGGUGGAGUUGAUAGAAUCUGAGCAUAUCAUUGUUUCAAAUCUUACAUUCCUGAAUGCUCCUGCAUAUAACAUUCAUCCAGUGUAUUGCAGAAAGGUUCUCGUUCAAAAUAUGUCACUCUCUGCUCCUUCAGAAUCACCCUACACAAUCGGCAUAGUCCCAGAUUCUUCAAAUAAUGUGUGUAUAGAAGACAGCAUUAUCAGAAUGGGUUACGACGCGAUAUCCCUCAAAAGUGGGUGGGAUGAAUAUGGAAUUGCAUAUAAUAGAGCUACAAAAGAUGUACACAUACGAAGGGUCCACCUUCAAUCAUAUUCAGGCUCUUGUAUAUCGUUUGGUAGCGAAAUGUCCGGUGGCAUUUCUGAUGUGCUUGUGGAGCAGGUCCACCUAUUCAACUCAUCAAGUGGGAUUGAAUUUAGAACCACCAAAGGUCGAGGUGGUUAUAUUAAACGAAUCCUUACAUCAAAUCUUGAUUUGGAAAACAUAAACUCAGCAUUCGGUGCAAUCGGUGAUCGCGGGUUACAUCCUGACGACAAAUUCGAUCCUCAAGCUCUUCCGAUUAUUGAUCAAAUCACAAUACAAAAUGUGACUGGUGUAAACAUUACUACUGCAGGAAACUUCACAGGAAUUGAAAAUUCUCCAUUCACCUCUAUAUGUCUCUUCAACGUCUCGUUAUUAACCGAUUCUGAAUCGAAUUCGUGGGUAUGUUCGAACGUUAUCGGCUUUUCAGAAUCCGUUUUUCCUGAACCGUGCCCUGAACUCAUUAGUCCGUAUUCAAAUUCUUCUUCUGCUUGCUACUCCCCCUCCCUCCUCCGCCUGAAUUCGGACGGCAAAUCUACCGCAAGCUUAUGAUUCUUCUACAGUUUAUUACAUGUCACUAGAGUAGAUCAGAUUCUUUCCAAUAAGACAAAUGUCUAGAGUAUUUGUUCCUUGGUUUUUUCUUUGGUUUAAAUCUGCAGAUUAUUUGUACAGCUUCCAUUACUUCAUUCAUGUGUAAGAAAAUUUUUGCUAGUGAUUUCAAGAUUAGAUUUGGGUUUGAUUUAAA
Messenger RNA from Mercurialis annua (annual mercury), 1755 nucleotides. Its product is annotated as probable polygalacturonase. The transcript is spliced from 6 exons. The coding region runs from base 180 to 1562 and encodes 460 amino acids. Gene Ontology annotation, biological process: carbohydrate metabolic process. The record is from RefSeq and is a predicted model, not a curated record. NCBI's taxonomy places the organism in Eukaryota, Viridiplantae, Streptophyta, Magnoliopsida, Malpighiales, Euphorbiaceae. Gene Ontology annotation, molecular function: polygalacturonase activity.